CCCUGCCCUAAGCAUACCCAGCAAGAGCAUGCUCUGUCGUUGGACAACUACUAGGCUAGGAGUUGAGAGACCUGGGUUGUAAUCCUGGCUCAGAAACAGCACAUCUUGGCUGGGUGUAAGCUACAAUACAAGUCUCCUGUGGUCGCUGGGGCUAAAGCUUGACUCUGCAGAGAGGAAAGGAAGAAUGGCAGCCUGGUGAAGAGGCAGAGAAGCCUGAGGGAGCUCAGUCCUGGCAGCAGCGUCCCUACUUUCCUGGUGGUGACAGGAUGUGGCCCCUGGACCCAUCCCGGAAAGAGGUGCUGAGGUUUGCGAUCAGCUGCCGUAUCUUGACACUGGUGCUCCAGGCUCUCUUCAAUGCCAUCAUCCCAGAUCACCAUGCAGAAGCCUUCGCUCCUCCUCGCCUCACCCCCUCGGGUUCUGUGGACCAACUUGUGGAAGGUCUCCUGGGUGGCCUGUCCCACUGGGAUGCUGAACACUUCCUGUUCAUUGCUGAGCAUGGCUACUUGUAUGAACACAACUUUGCCUUCUUCCCUGGUUUCCCCCUGGCUCUGUUGGUGGGGACUGAACUGCUGAGACCCCUCUGGGAGUUACUGAGCCUGCGGAGUUGCUUGUUAAUCUCAGUAGCAUUGCUCAAUUCCUUAUUCUCUGUCCUGGCUGCAGUUGCACUUCAUGACCUGGGCUGUCUGGUUUUGCACUGCCCCCGCCAGGCCUUUUACGGAGCACUGCUCUUCUGCCUCAGCCCUGCCAAUGUCUUCCUGGCCGCCGGUUACUCGGAAGCUUUGUUUGCCCUCCUGACAUUCAGUGCCAUGGGACAACUGGAAAGGGGUCGAAGCUGGACUAGUGGACUCCUCUUUGCUCUUGCCACUGGUGUACGCUCCAAUGGGCUGGUCAGCGUUGGCUUCCUUGUGCAUUCUCAGUGCCAGGGCUUUUUUUCUUCUCUCAUGGUGCUCAAUCCCCUGAAACAGCUCUUGAAGCUGAUGGGCUCUAUGUUCCUGUCCGUGUUUGCACUUGGCCUUCCUUUUGUCCUCUUUCAGUGUUAUGCCUACACCCAGUUCUGUCUGCCGGGCUCAGCCCACCCUAUCCCUAAGCCCUUGCUGCAGUUAGCUGUGGACAAGGGCUACCGGAUUGCAGAUGGAAACAAGCCACCUUGGUGCUCUUGGGAACUUCCCCUAAUAUACAGCUAUAUCCAGGAUAUCUACUGGAAUGUUGGCUUUUUGAGAUACUAUCAGUUCAAGCAAAUACCCAAUUUUCUGCUGGCUGCACCAGUGGCUAUACUGGUUGUCUGGGCAACUUGGACAUAUGUGACCACCCACCCCUGGCUCUGCCUGACACUUGGGAUGCGAAGGAGCAAGAAGAGUGAGAACUUGGAGAAGCCUGAGCCUGGAUUCCUGAGUCCUCGGGUGUUUGUGUACUUAGUCCAUGCUGCGGUGCUGCUGCUGUUUGGCAGUCUGUGCAUGCACGUUCAGGUUCUCACCAGAUUUUUGGGCUCUUCCACUCCUAUUGUGUACUGGUUUCCAGCUCACUUGCUUCAGGAUCAAGAGCCACUGCUGCGAUCCCUAGAGACUGUGCCUUGGAAGCCUCUUGCGGGGGACUCCCCACCGGGACAAAAGGUCUCCAGAAAUUCUAUUGUGGGACUUUUAUACAACUGGAAAACCUGUUCUCUAGUCACACGUUGCAUUCUAGGCUACUUCCUGACUUACUGGCUCCUGGGACUACUCCUACAUUGCAACUUCCUGCCUUGGACGUGACCUGGAGUCUCAGGAGACAAACUUGAAGCAGAAUUAACCAGGGGUCUGGAAGUAUCAAUUCACAAUGGGAUUGCCUGCACUGCUUUGGGAUCCUUUCUGUGUCCAUUAGAACCUCUUUCUGUUCGAAGGCUGGUUAGGAAUGGGAGCAGUAUGAGCCACUAGAAAGCCCCUUCUGAUCCUGGCUAUGGAAAAUUUUAGAGUAGUAACUAUUUUCACAGUAAGUGAAGAAAUCUUAUUCCAAGUCUAAAGUGCACCUGGAUCUGUCUUACCAAGCAAGCACAGCAGAGAUAGUCUUAAACUUAACCACUGACCCACAUGUAAAUUUAAAUGUAAAUUAUUUAAAUGUAAAUUUCAUCAAAGACUCUAGAUGACUGGCUGGUAAUCGUGCACACAUGAUGGAGGAAGUCUGAGCAGUGUAGUGGCAGUAGUAAGUAAAGUGGGAACUUCCUUUCUAAGUGGGACAUGGGUUCUUUGAUGAUUUUUUUCGUUAUUUGUUCAUUUAGUUAUAGAAAAAAGUCUUACAAAGAUAUACAAAUUAAACAACUUUCGGUUAUAUAAGCAUCAAUUAUCUUUUCAAAAAUAAUAUAAAUUACUUUUACUUGGGGGAGAAAGUCACAAUAAAGAAGAGAGCAUUGCAUAAGGAGGCAGGAGACCUAGAUCCUAGUCCUCUCAGUAGAACCCACUUUACCAGCUAUGUGACCUUGAGAGAGUUUUCAGAGACAUAGUUACCUCUUCUGAAACUAGGGGAAAUGAUGUUAUCCAGUUAGGGGGUUAGGGAUGAGUAAACUGUAUAAUCUCUUAUAGGUCCCUUUCUGCUCUAAGAUCUGAAGAGCUGCCUUAAACAGUGAAGCCAUCCCAGUCUAAAUGCAUAUGUAGAGGCUGAAAUAUGUAAUUUUAGGAGAAAAGAUUCAGUUCUGCUUUCAGCACUUAGAAGAAACUCUCCCUCUCCUUGGGUACAACUCUGAGGAGUAACUUAAGUGACCUUACCUUUGAAUGAGGGAAAGCGGCAACACCCGACAAAUAAGGCUCCUUGGCCUGCAUAAGUAAACCUGUACCGGACAACUAAAUGAUCAAAGCGGUGACUAGUUUUCCUGCUGUGCCCAAGUGUCUGUGCUUGCUUGAUUGGUAGACAUAAGGGUCAAAGGAGCCAGCAUGGCAGCAUGAAUUGAUAAAUUGUAGGUAAGUCCAAGGUUGAAUGAAAUGGUAUCUGCCUGUCCCCCUUUGGUUAUGAGCCCAUCAUUUCAAUGGCACUAAGAUCAUUGACCCCUGCUGAGCUAUUUUUGCUCAUUCUUUGAGUCAAGUAAGAGUCUCAGCAUCAUUAUAACUCAUUGGAUUGAAAAAUUAAAACAAGCAGAAACUUCAAAAUAAAUGGUUAAUCAUCGGCAGCUUCUGGAGAACUCUGAGAACUGGAAUUUUGACACGCUCCCUCUGACCAUGACAGAAAGCUAAACUUGCCAGCUGAAAGGAAGCUCCUGGCUGAGCCCCAGCACCCUCUGUUGGAGCUUCCAGUCAGCCUGGCCAAUAAGCAUUUCCCAUCCAUUGCCCCAGCUUUAGCACAGCUGAGAGAAUUUGGUCCAGAGUCAAAUGCUUCUGAAAAUGUACACACAGAUUGGGGCAGCCCUCUGCCUUCUGCCAAGACACCCGAGUGCCCUUCUUGGCAAAAGAUGAUCAUCUCUGUCCUAGUAUUCCUUCAGUUGGCAGAAACUGUUCCCUCCAUCCUCACCAACAGCUGCAAAUCCAAGGACUUCCACCCUGAGUGCAGGAAGAGCCGAGGUCCUGUUUCAGCUCUUCAUUGCAGAGGUAGGAGCACUAGAAUCUUUGCUCUUGUGGAUUCUCCUCUUUGCCUCUUCUUAGGGGAUAGUCAGGACUGAUUGUACCCCCACUGGAAGAGGUGACUCAGACUCCACAGGGUAGGAAGUGAUUUCACUGCUCUAGCAGUCUCAGCUUAACCUUCACACUAGAUCUCAUCACCCCCAGAAAAGUGAUUUCAAGGACCAGAGACCCUAUAAAUGGGAAUCUCAUCUUGUCAACUAAUACCAAGAAACUAAAUCACUCUGGUGUUCGGCAAAGACAAUUAUAGAUACAGUUAAUUUUAGAGGAGGUAAUGACCCCAGCUAAGUGGACACACCUGGUGUGACCUGGACGAGGACACAGUUUUCUCUCUGACCUUGGAGGGAUCUAGUUGCUGUUCUCUAAGUAGCUAAGGAAUGGGCUGAUUUUAUGGCCAGCAGCUGUCCUUUUACCAUCCUAUUAACAGUCUUUAAUAGUCUAGGAGAGGGACAUGAAGGGCCCAAGGCAGGAAGCUUCCUGUUUACCCUGAGGUCUAACAAUGCUGCAGCUGGGUUGGGCGUCUACAAUUUCAGAGAAAAGUCAUUUCCUUCUGAGACCCAGCUAAAACAGAAACCAGACACUUCAUGUACCUAGAAGGAGAUGCUUUUUUGUUCUUUAAUGAAGGCGGGAGGAGAGGGAGUGUUUGACAUGUCUUUACCAGUCCCCCUGGGGAAAAAAAAUCACUCCUUUUCUCAACAGACCCUCUCACCUUCAUCUAAAACUGUAGUGUGUGCAAGCUCAAGGGAUUUGAAGUUGAUUGAUUCUUUCAGCAAUUGUUUACUCCUAUUUUAAAGGAAUGAAGAUGACUCGCUAUGCCGCCCAUCCUCAAAUAACUGUCUCAUAAGAGUUGCUGGCAAAUACACAGAAACAUUAAUCAAGGUAGAAGCUGAUCAAUUCUGGGGAAUGAAAGGAUACUUAAAUGUCUUGCUCUAUAUCUCUCUACUUGGACUUUUUAUGAUAAGGAUGAAUUAAAGUUUUACCCAUAUGCUUAGGAAAAGGUAAGUGAGGUACAGAGUAAGUACUCAAAAUUCACACAAGGCAGAGGUCUCUUCUAGCUUGGACUACCCAAAAAGAAUUCCUAGAGAAAUGGCCUUUGAAGGACAGGUAGGAUUUGAAAGUUAAGAGCGGAGAAUGAGUAUGAGUGAGAUACGGGACAGGGAGAGUUCAGUUUGAGUGGAACUGAGGUAUUGUCAUUAUUGAGAUCUAGGUCUUGAAAUCAGCCCCAAGCCCAGCUCUACUGUGUACUAGCUGUGUAAACAUGAGCCAGGUACUGAAUCUCUAAGCCUCAGUUUACUUGUAUGUAAAACGUGGAUAACACUAUUUAGCUCAUGGGUGUGAAUGAUAAUAUAGACUUGUGGAAAUUAAAUGAAAAGUGUUUAGAACAGUACUAAUAAAGGAACAGGUGUAUUUUGGA
This is a messenger RNA of Pteropus alecto (black flying fox), 4992 nucleotides long. It is a transcript of the gene PIGV, whose product is annotated as phosphatidylinositol glycan anchor biosynthesis class V. The record is from RefSeq and is a predicted model, not a curated record. Gene Ontology annotation, cellular component: endoplasmic reticulum membrane; mannosyltransferase complex. The transcript is spliced from 5 exons. NCBI's taxonomy places the organism in Eukaryota, Metazoa, Chordata, Mammalia, Chiroptera, Pteropodidae. Gene Ontology annotation, biological process: GPI anchor biosynthetic process. Gene Ontology annotation, molecular function: GPI mannosyltransferase activity; alpha-1,6-mannosyltransferase activity. The coding region runs from base 267 to 1748 and encodes 493 amino acids.